Messenger RNA from Uloborus diversus, 1452 nucleotides. It is a transcript of the gene vermilion, whose product is annotated as tryptophan 2,3-dioxygenase-like. The record is from RefSeq and is a predicted model, not a curated record. Bases 83 to 1261 code for a protein of 392 amino acids. Lineage: Eukaryota; Metazoa; Arthropoda; Arachnida; Araneae; Uloboridae. Gene Ontology annotation, molecular function: L-tryptophan 2,3-dioxygenase activity; metal ion binding; heme binding. The transcript has 14 exons.
CCCGACCGCCAUCUCCAAACCGAGAACCCAGUAGGUCUCGGGUGGACGCUAGACACUUGUGAAUUCAAUUCCACGCUGCGCAAUGGCCUGUCCUUUCUUCACAGACGAAAGGCUAAAGGAUGGGCAGAAUGGAGGGACCCUUGACGGCGAGGGGAACGAGGACACACCAUGCAUGUCUUACAGGAAUUAUCUUCAAUUGGAUCAAUUACUGGACUGCGUCAAGCCUACGUCUGAGAUGUUCGGCAAGGAGCUUGUACAUGACGAGCACCUCUUUAUCAUAACACAUCAAGCAUACGAACUGUGGUUCAAGCAAAUUAUUUUUGAGCUGGAUUCCGUUCGGAAACUUUUCAGCAGUGAGGCCAUUGACGAAAAUAGGAUGUUAAGGAUAACAUCUAGAUUGAAUAGAAUUGUUGUCAUUCUAAAGCUUUUAGUAGACCAGAUAGUCAUUUUGGAGACGAUGGCACCUCUAGAUUUCAUGGAAUUCAGGCGUUACUUAUCUUCAGCAUCUGGUUUUCAAAGCGUACAGUUUCGAGUCAUUGAAAAUAAGCUCGGAGUAAAAAACGAACACCGUGUAAAUUUCAGCAAAGAAAAAUACAUCACCGUUUUUCCCGAUAAAAAAUCCAUUGAUAUGAUUCUUCAGUCCGAAGAAGAACCUUCACUUUGUUGUCUAGUUCAGAAAUGGUUAGAACGUACUCCUGGACUUGAGAAGGACGGAUUCAACUUUUGGAAGAAAUUUGAAGAUUCUGUACAAGCACAAAUCGAAACAUUAAAAACGCAAAUUGAACUGGAAACCAAUGAAAGAAUCAAAGAGGAACUGAAGACGGAGCACUCUCAGAAAAAGGAAACCUUUGAAGGAUUAUUUGAUAUUGAAAGGCAUAAUGCAUUUGUGGCCAGAGGGGAGCGUCGAUUUUCUCAUCGUGCUUUGCAGGGGGCGCUGAUGGUCUCGUUGUAUCGAGAGGAGCCCCGUUUCAAUCAGCCUUUCCACAUCCUUACGCAGCUGACUGACAUCGAUGCCUGCAUCACAAAAUGGCGAUACAAUCACGUGCUAAUGGUUCAACGGAUGAUUGGCUCUCAUAAAUUGGGCACGGGAGGAUCUUCAGGAUAUUGGUAUCUCAGAUCCACCCUAAGUGACCGAUACAAAGUUUUCGUGGACUUGUGCAACCUGUCUCAGUUUUUAAUUCCCGCCUGCUAUAUUCCACCUCUAACUCCCCAGAUGAAGUACCGCUUGUCUAUCAAGGAAGAAUCCAAACGCUCAGAAUGAAGUCGUCUUUCACCCCUUAGAAACUACAGCGAUAAAUGUUUCGAAAUGGAAUUAGAAGAAAAAGGUUCACACUUAAACAAGAUAUAAAAUAUGAUGAUUGCAUAUACUUAUAUAUAUGUUUCUCUUUUAAGAAAUAAAGUAUUUUUUUACAAGAGUUUGUGUUUAAACCAAUAUUUGAUUUUUUGUAAUGA